AUGCACCGAAUCGACAACAACAACAACAGCUCCCCCACUCUCACUCUGACUAAAAAGAAAUCCAAGUUUCGACUAAAGACAUCUAUCCAACAAUUCCUCAGCAACAAACUACCAGAAUCGGCAUCGCGCGUCAAUACAGCAGCAACAACAGACGACGAAGAAUACACCAACAGAGACGAGCAAUCCAACUACUCGGUCGCGACACCACACAAGACGAACUCUCAUGGCAGUCCUAUCCCCAGCCGUCAACCCGGCUUCGCCAUCAAUGCUCCAACCGAAAGGAAACAUGAGGUCGUACCCUGUACAACUUUGAACGAGUCGGUAACUAGUAGUGGUGAUACGAUUUCGACAACAGACCCAGUGACUAACAACGCCUGUACAGUGCACGUGACCUCCACUGUUUCCAGGGAGGAUACCCAAAUGGAGAUCACAAUGCCGGUUGUCUGCCUUGCUUGCAAUGCCACG
Molecule: messenger RNA, 465 nt
Organism: Seminavis robusta
Lineage: Eukaryota; Bacillariophyta; Bacillariophyceae; Naviculales; Naviculaceae
Source: the annotation of a GenBank genome assembly